This is a messenger RNA of Haemonchus placei, 855 nucleotides long. The record is from the annotation of a GenBank genome assembly. NCBI's taxonomy places the organism in Eukaryota, Metazoa, Nematoda, Chromadorea, Rhabditida, Trichostrongylidae.
AUGAAGUUUACUGUAAUACUCGUUAUCGCCUUAACGAUAUUCGCACGAGCCUCCUGUGGUGGUGCAGGAGGUGAAUCUUUUACUGGUAACAGGGAUGAGUGUCCUCUCUCUAAGGAGAGCAGGGAUAAGCUGAUGGAGAAGAUGGACGAUGUUGGUAUCAGAGACGCUGUGAAGAACGCCAGUAAUAAGGCUGGAGAACUGAAAGACGACGUAACCUGUAGCAAAGGUGCAAGGAAGUUCAGUGAAAAAAUGAAUGAAGCUGGAAGACGAUCGAAAGACAUUGCGGAAAAGGCCAGAGAUAAGGCUGAAGAAUUUGUCGAUGAUAUCAGCGAUUGUGAUUACAUGGAUACUGCUAAAAGGAAGUUAAACGAUGCUGGAGAAAACGCCAAGGAGACCGCAUGUGAGGCCAGAAGAAAGGCCAGAGAAUUCAUGGAAGACUUGAAUAACAACGAAUACGUGGAAGCAGCCAAGGAAAAGAUGAACGAAGCAGGAGAAAGCAUCCGAGAUACUGCAGGACAGGCUCGUGGGAAGGCUGAAGAAAUGAAAGACGACUUUGAAAAUGCUGGAUACUGGGAAAUGGCUAAGGAGAAGUUGAGUAAUGCCGCAAGCGCCCUGAGAAAUGUUGCAGGCCUGGGUGGUGAUAAGGUUGAAGAGGUUGAAGAACAGGCUGAAGAAGUCAAGGAGGAAGCCUCUGGAUAUACCGAUAUGGCGAAGGAAAAGCUGAGCAAUGCCGGUGGUGCUAUUAAAGACGCUGCAGGAACGGCAGGCCAGAAGGUUGUGGAAAUGAAGGAUGAACUAACUAAAGAAGAAAAUGUGGAAUACGCUAAAGAAAGGCUGGCUGCAGCUAGCCAAGCU